CUUUCAGUUUCGUUUAGAAUUUAGAAGUACGGUAUUAGUAAAAAUUUGACUAAAUAAACUUAAAUACAAAGUAAUUUAGUACGUAAUGACAAAUUUUACAGUUUGUUUAGCAUUGCCUGAAGGAUUUUGUUAGAACCCAAGUCUUGACGUAGAGAUUCCUUUUGUAUAAUAAUACGCGUACAGAGUACUACUCGUACGAUUUCUGCUGUCUGGUUGGGGACUAUUUCUACACUCGCUACCAUGUCGGACGAAGAAUUUGAUGGUGAUGAUGAGAUCGGAGAUCUUGCGGCGAAACGUCAGAAGUUCAUUCAUUUCGGUAGUCUCGACCAGCAGAGCCUGCCACAGGAAUCAGAUUCCCGACAAACAGCCUCCGGUACGCCUGCAACCGACGAGUACUUUGAUUUGGAACAAGUGCCAGACACUGCCCGAGAUGAGGCGCUGGCAGAGUUUGAAAGGCGAAAGCGCGCUCGCCAAAUCAAUGUCCCGACGGACGACAUCGAGAUCCAGAUUCAGCUGCGUGCCAUUGGCGAGCCCAUUUGUCUGUUCGGAGAGGACAAACAGGACAGGAGAGAGCGAUUGCGGAAACUCUUAUCGGUCAUUGGGGACAUUCAGCAGUUUCAGAAGCAGAAAGAAGAGGACAGAAAAAGAAAAGAACUCGACACGACUACCUGGUACCAUGAAGGCCCCGAAAGCCUACGUUUAGCUCGUUUAUUCUUGGCACAGUAUUCACUUCCGCGCUCGAAGUUGCGCCUGGAAAAACAACGAGAUCUGGCCAAAAUUCCCGCGUCACAACGGAUGGCGGUAACCCAGGAUGCGCAUAAAAGGCUGCGGGAGUUCACAAAUUAUUGCAGUCAGAUUGGUGAUAAUCGUCCCCUGUCGUACUGUUCCUUCAGCCCAAACUCACAGUUGUUGGCUACAUCUUCCUGGAGCGGAUUGUCUAAAAUUUGGACUAUUCCGGAGUGUAAACCUGUGAGGACGCUUCGGGGACACGCGAUACAAGUCGGAUGCAUUGUUUUUCAUCCUCAAUCUACAAUCGGUCAGGAUGAAAAAGCUCUGAAUCUGGCUUCGUGCGCCGCGGAUGGUACCGUUAAACUGUGGAAUCUUACGGAUGAUACUCCUAUUGGGAGUUUAGACGGCCACCAGCCGCAGAGAGUAUCGAGGGUGCAGUUUCAUCCUAGUGGAAAAUUUCUGGGCACUUGCUGCUUUGAUCAGUCAUGGCGGCUGUUUGAUAUGGAAAGCAGUAAGGAAUUGUUGCACCAGGAGGGUCACUCGAAGGAAGUGUACUGCAUUGCUUUCCAUCCGGACGGAUCACUGGCUUUGACCGGAGGAUUGGAUUCGUAUGGACGAGUAUGGGACAUCCGCACCGGACGUUGUAUUAUGUUUUUGGAAGGACACUUGAAAAGUAUCCUGUCUGUGGAUUUUGCUUCUAACGGUUACCAUAUGGCCACCGCCUCUGAGGACAAUUCCUGCAAAAUCUGGGAUCUUCGUCAGCGAGCGAUUAUCUAUUCCAUUCCGGCACAUACGCAACUGGUGUCUUCGGUCCAGUUUGAACCGAACAACAGUAUGCACUUAAUUACGGCGUCUUAUGACCGAACUGUCAAAUUAUGGGCGCAUCCCGGAUGGACGCUAUUGAAAACUUUAUCGGGACACGAAAACAAAGUGAUGCAUACCACAAUGUCGCCGGAUCUAAAAUAUAUCGCCAGUGCGUCCUAUGAUCGAACAUUUAAGUUAUGGGCUCCGGAAUAAAAUAAUCCGUGAUUUUAUUCGACGUAAUAUGCAAAUCGAAGGUAAUUUCUAAAAAAUAUCACAUCCAGAAAUUUGGACAGAAGAACUGGAAAAGGACUAUUAAAUAUGAUAUCAUUCCUGCGCAUUAUCCGUGAACUGGAUGAGAUCGAUAAUUAAUUCCGUCUUGGGUUCCGCUGAAAUUUCAUUGCGCUCAGUCUUUCCGUCCCAAUCCAGAAGUAUCUUUCCCGACAGUCGACGAUCGCCUGCGGUCUGUAGCAUCAUUUCUUAUGGCUUUGUUGGAACUUCUUUGACGCAUAACAUUGUUGAAAACGGUCAAUCCAACGGCCAGUACGUUUCCACAAAUAAUUGGUCCCAACAUAUUACAGUAAGGAUAUCACUGUAUUCGAAGUUGAUGCAAUAGUUUAAAAGUUUCGAAAGUGUGAAAUUGAUUGACUGAAUUUGCUCGUUUGAUGUUUCUUGGUUUUAUACCGAUGGAAAUGACGGGAUGUAAUCGGAAAAAAACACAAGGCGUGACUUAUUUAUUUUGAUUUGCGCAGUUGCCAGUGGCAUUGACUUGCCGGUUAGUUCGUCGGAAGAAUCAUCAUCCGGAAAUAAGUCAAAAAUAUCUGCCGAAACUCCGACCGCAGUUCAUUUUAAGACGUCAAUUGUUUACGACAAAAAAUUCCGAAGAGCGUUAAAGCAAUACAUUGCGCCUGCGGCAAUAUGUGUCACGAUUCCAUAAAUAAUCAUCGCUUGCGGUUUGCCGGGUAGUACU
Molecule: messenger RNA, 2500 nt
Organism: Paramacrobiotus metropolitanus
Lineage: Eukaryota; Metazoa; Tardigrada; Eutardigrada; Parachela; Macrobiotidae
Product: U4/U6 small nuclear ribonucleoprotein Prp4-like
Exons: 5
Coding region: 241-1746 (501 amino acids)
Biological process (GO): mRNA splicing, via spliceosome
Cellular component (GO): U4/U6 x U5 tri-snRNP complex
Molecular function (GO): U4 snRNA binding; protein binding; U6 snRNA binding
Source: RefSeq, a predicted model, not a curated record